UCGUGGCAUGCGGUUCACUCGAUCGGUAUUACAGGGUGAGAUAACUGGUGGCCGACAUAUGUGUACACGCGCUUGUUUACCCUGCUUACAAGCUAAAGUGUCCAUGUUUAACUAGACGUAUGAUGUGACCGAUCAACAGUCUACCAAGACACGUUAUCUCUCAUACUUCAAAGGUCAAGGGCUUCGAUUCAUUGUCACGUCACGUAGGAUGGAAAUCUAUCCGGUAAAACUCCUGUUGAAUAGAGGAUGACCAAAGCACUGAGUAAGCAACAACGGACAUGGAAAGCGAGAGAGAAAGUUCACUUCCGGUAGACAGAGGCUGGGCGUGGACCGUGCUUGCAGGCUCAAUAUCCGUUUACUUCUUCUAUGCCGGGGUAUUAAAGUCAUUCGGUAUUCUGUUUGUUGAGUUUCUCGACAAGUAUCAGGAAAGUGCAGCGGUUACCGCCCUUGUGUCUGGUCUGGAGUCAGUAUGUUUUACGAUAGCGGCACUGAUGUCCUUGACCGUUGGCCUGAGGUACGCGAACUGUCGGACACUUGUCAUCAUAGGUGGCCUCUUGAUGGCCUCGAGUUUUGUGCUCAGCUGCUUCGCGCAGGAUGUUUACUUCCUGUUAGUGUCCUACAGCGUCGUAUACGGUUUUGGACAUGGAAUGGUCUCGGGUCCAAUUCUAUGUAUCCUCGGUGAUUACUUUGACACGAAACGUGGAAUUGCAAAUGGAGCCGCUAUGUCAGCAUGUAGUGUCGGCGGGCUAUUGUUCGCCCCUCUGUGCCGCGCUCUACUCGACGAGUACGGACUCCAAGGAACUCUCCUUAUUUACGGUGGAUUGUUGUUCAACUGUGUGGCUGGAGGUGCAUUGUUGCGACCGAUAGAUUUUUUCUCACUUGAUAAAAGACGAGCGAAACUGAAAGCUAAUAAACGUGGUAAGAAAGGAAAGGGAGCAAAAAAGCCAGAAUCAGAAGAGAAGAAUGGAAAUUUAUCAAAGAGUCUACCACUAUUAGAUACCGAGGAACCGUUCAGAGCUAGGUCUCCAACGGCCGAUUCAACAUUUUCACCAUUAGCACGAAGAGCUAUGUUAAAAAGAAUGCGUUCAAGGACAGAGUCUGAGGUAGCUACUCAGGAACCUUUGCUUUCACCAAUAACACCAUCGCCAGAACAGCCCAAAGUAGUAACGCCCCAACCAAAGGCGGUAAAUGAACCGACUAGAUUCGGAAUUGCACGAUAUUUCAGCAAUGAAAGUCUUAUAAACAUAGCAGUUGCUUCAUCAGCUGGAUUUAAGACAUCCCACGAAAAUGUUCGAUCUCGUAAAAUAACAACGUCGGAGAGUACAGAAGGAAGUGCUACAAAUGUGGAUAAACAAACGUCUAAUUCUCAUGGAGUAUUUAAUUGUAGUAUAUUUUGUAAUUUAUCAUUUGUCCUUUUUGCACCUGGUUACUGGCUGGGCAGCAUAGCAGCAUCGUUGCCAGUGAUGUAUUUGCCUGCUCAUGCAGGGGAAAUAGGGAUAUUCGGACAGAAAGCAGCACUUCUGGUGUCCGUUACUGGUGCGUGUGACGCACUAGGACGACUUUUGGCGGGAGUAGUCUCUGAUCACUUUCAUGUAAAUCCAAGAUAUUUGACAAUCUUCGCUUGUGUAAUUGACGGACUUAUGCAACAAUUGUCGGUCCUUUUUACUGAGUACUGGCAUUUUCUAAUUUAUGCAAUUGUGUAUGGUAUAUUCGCGGGAUUUCUGUACUCCCUUUACGCUGUCAUUGUGCUCCAGAUGGUAGGAACCAAGGACUUCCGAAGCACGAUAACAGUUCUCAUGAUUGGACAAGGUGUCGGAUUCAGCAUAUCAAAUCCUUUAAUAGGAGCACUGAGGGAUACGUACGGCUCCUACGACGCCUCCAUGCACUACACAGGCGCAUGCGCAUUGUUGGCAGCUAUUCUAUUCACCAUAGAAACAAUAGUUCACAAAGUUAGGUCUAGCAAAGAAAAAGAAACAGAUAUAGAAAUGUCACCGGGAUAAAAGAAAAGAAAAAGUAUAGUUUAAU
Molecule: messenger RNA, 2025 nt
Organism: Mizuhopecten yessoensis (Yesso scallop)
Lineage: Eukaryota; Metazoa; Mollusca; Bivalvia; Pectinida; Pectinidae
Exons: 6
Coding region: 279-2000 (573 amino acids)
Biological process (GO): transmembrane transport; monocarboxylic acid transport
Molecular function (GO): monocarboxylic acid transmembrane transporter activity
Source: RefSeq, a predicted model, not a curated record